UGUAUGUCUUACUGACCGUGACCUUGCUUCACCAUGUGGAGUUUUCUAGUUGUAGCCUUGUUGCUCGGCUGUGCUUCAGUGAUAAAUGGCUCACCCCUUGCAGAGAAAAAAGUUCCUGAUUUUGGUCAGAUGUAUCACGUAAAGGGUGUGAUUUCGUUGCCCUAUGCUGAAAUCAAGGAGCCAUUCGAAGCCUGGUACGAUCUACAGGGCAGGAGAAGCCGGAUUGAUUACUACCAUGGCCAGGUCUCAACUUUUCAGCUUGGAGCUUCUGGAGAACAAGGCGUCAGCUACAAGAUCACACCAGUGACCACUGAGACUGAAUUUAAUGCCAUGAAAUGUUUUCAAGUUAAUGGCACUAAGGAGAACCCAGUUUUUCCUCAGUCUGCAUUGCCUGACCUUCAGGGCUUUCAGUUUGAACACAUGGAAUACUAUGCUGGAGUUUUGUGUGAGGUGUGGAAGAACAUCACUACUAUUGGGCACAAAAAGAACACCUACCGUCUGUGGGUGGCAUACCCUGAACAAGGGGCUUCACUGGCAGUGCCCCAACACUAUGAGAUGAUGGGCUACAAUACACUGUUGGGCUCCCACUAUGACAAAUACCUCAUUGACUACAGUGACUUUAAACCUAAAACUGAUUCUAAAGACUUUGAUCUACCAGAAGGUAUGUCUUGUGGCCCAUUUCCAGGUCCAGGAGUGGAGCAUCGGCUGUUGGCCAAUCCCAUUCAAGAUCUGAUUCAUACUUCUCCAGUUGGCCAUGCUCAUCGCUUAUUUGGACACUUCAAGGAAAAAUAUCAGCGUGAUUAUGAGGAUGAGUUGGAGCAUGAGAAAAGAGAGCACAUCUUUGUGCAUAAUGUUCGGUAUGUGCACUCCAUGAACAGGGCAGGCCUGACAUUCACUCUCUCUGUGAAUCACCUGGCUGAUCGCUCAGUGGAAGAGCUGGCAGUAAUGAGGGGUAUGAAAGGAAGAAAGACCCCCAACAAAGCUCAGCCUUUUCCUACUGAACUCAGCUCUGUCAGCUUACCCGACUCUCUGGAUUGGAGGCUGUAUGGUGCUGUGACUCCUGUAAAAGACCAGGCUGUGUGUGGUUCUUGUUGGAGCUUUGCUGCAACCGGAGCAGUGGAAGGAGCUUUGUUUUUAAAGACAGGUGAACGGGUGGUGUUGUCUCAGCAGAUGUUAAUCGACUGUACAUGGGGCUUUGGAAACAAUGGCUGUGAUGGUGGAGAGGAGUGGCGAGCAUUUGAGUGGAUUAUGAAACAUGGUGGCAUCUCCACUGCAGAGAGUUAUGGAGGAUACACUGGCAUGAACGGACUGUGCCAUUAUAACUCAUCGUCUCAGACAGCCCGUGUAAAUAGCUACACCACCGUACCUAGUGGUGAUAUUGAGGCUCUGAAGGCAGCACUGUUUAAACGUGGUCCUACUGCAGUAGGCAUUGAUGCUGCACAUCGCUCCUUUAGCUUCUACAGUAAUGGCGUGUAUUAUGAACCAGCUUGCAAAAAUGGGACUGAUGAUCUGGAUCACGCUGUGCUGGUGGUUGGCUAUGGGGUACUGGAUGAUCAGCCUUACUGGCUGGUGAAAAACUCAUGGUCUACUUACUGGGGCAACGACGGCUAUGUGCUCAUGUCCAUGAAGGACAACAAUUGCGGAGUAGCAACUGGGGCAACCUAUGUUACGCUGGCCUAAUGUACAGUAUUGUUUCUGUGCAUGUAACUGUUUCUGCAUGCUAUGUUUGUCGAGCGUGAUUAUUUGAGUUGGAUUUUUGUUGCAGGGAUGCACAGGAAAACAUUUUCAUGGUAUUUUGCGAGAGCAUAGACCGUGUCAGCUGCUUAUGAUCAACACAAUACUCAUACAAUCUGCUGUCUGCUGAAUAUUUUCAAUCAUUGAUCAACUAUGUGAUCAUGUUUUGUUGCAAUAUUUUGUAUUUGUAAAGUCACUGCAAUAUUUUGUCCAUUGUGCAGCACUAUUGAACAGUGUCACACAGGUGACUCUUGAUACUUUUGUUUUUGAUUAUACAGGUUUUUUAAUAAAUGUUUUGAUUCAA
Molecule: messenger RNA, 2038 nt
Organism: Trichomycterus rosablanca
Lineage: Eukaryota; Metazoa; Chordata; Actinopteri; Siluriformes; Trichomycteridae
Product: digestive cysteine proteinase 2-like
Exons: 11
Coding region: 34-1680 (548 amino acids)
Biological process (GO): positive regulation of apoptotic signaling pathway; immune response; positive regulation of peptidase activity
Cellular component (GO): lysosome
Molecular function (GO): cysteine-type endopeptidase activity; cysteine-type endopeptidase activator activity involved in apoptotic process
Source: RefSeq, a predicted model, not a curated record